AUGUGGAGGUGGGCGUGGCAGCGGGUGAUGGUGGAGUGUAUGACCCGUCUAGCUCUCCUCGCCAUGCUGUGUGCUCCUGCCCUCACACAGCUGGAUUUAAACAGACUUGAUGGUGACACCGUGUGCCCACCACUGAGGAAUGGACAAGAUGACCUUCCAGGUUUCGACCUGAUCACACAGUUACAGUCGGAUGUGACUCAGUUGAAGGGUGUCAGGAAGGUGAUGGGCUCCACAUCCACUCAGUUGGCGUACAGACUUGACCGCGAGGCCAACUUUCAGAUCCCCACCAGGCCAACGUUCCCCAGAGGCUUCCCAGCAGAGUACUCAUUCAUGACCACGUUCCGCAUGAUCAAGAACACAGUGAACAAAGUGUGGAACUUGUGGCAGGUGGUGGAUGAGGAUGGUGUGAAGCAGGUGGGGAUGCGUCUGAACGGGGACCAUCAGGCCCUCGAGUUCUUCCUCACCACCUUGGAUGGAGACCUGCAGACUGUCACCUUCCCGGGUCUGUCUGUGCUCUUCAACACCAAGUGGCACAAAGUGAUGAUCGGUGUGGAGAGCGAGAUGGUCACGCUGUAUGUGGACUGCCAGCCUGUCGACCAGAGGCCCAUUAAGGAGAAGGGCUACGUCAGCACGGAUGGAGAGACGCUCUUCGGGAGACUGGAUGCUGAUCCCAACAGUUCUGUGGUGUUUGAGGUGCAGUGGAUGCUGAUUCACUGUGACCCAAAGAGAGCUCAGAGAGAGAGCUGCACUGAACUUCCUGUAGCUGAGAUGUAUGCCAAUGCUGAGCCAGACCCCAAACCGAUCCCUGGGCCUGCUGGACCCCCAGGUCCUGCAGGACCUCGGGGACCUGCUGGAGAAGAUGGUCGUGAUGGUAGAGAUGGUAUUCCAGGAACCCCAGGCACUCCUGGUGCAUCUGGCAGUAAAGGGGAAAAGGGUGAGGUUGGUCUGCCAGGACAGAGAGGACUACAAGGACUUCCAGGACCCAGUGGGCCGAUGGGGCCAAUGGGGCCGAUGGGGCCGAGAGGACCGGUGGGAGAAAGAGGUCUUCAGGGGUUCCCAGGCCCAGCUGGACCUCCUGGACCGGAGACCACCGGACCACCUGGGCCUCCAGGCAAAUCUGGUGUCCCAGGAAACGAGGGCAACAUUGGCCCUGAGGGCCCAUCUGGACCCAGAGGAUCCAAUGGACUUCCAGGACCUCCUGGCCCACCCGGCCCCCCCGGGCCACCCGGGACCAGGGUGAAUCCUGAAGGAAGCGGGGACUCUUGUCAGGCUAUGUGCCCUGCUGGACCUCAGGGACUUCCAGGCCUGCCAGGCAUGAAGGGACACAGAGGUCUCCCUGGAGUGGACGGACUGCCAGGUGUCGCAGGUGAAAAGGGAGAUCGAGGAGUGGUAGGAGAACCCGGCCCUCAGGGACGUCCAGGAGAAGAUGGUCAGAGAGGGCCGACAGGUUACCCCGGAGAACAUGGCGAUAAGGGAGAUCGGGGUCCUCCAGGUUUUAACGGCAUUCCUGGACCCACAGGGCCUCCAGGAUCUCCGGGUGUUGAAGGUAUCCGAGGACGUGAUGGACCUCAGGGGCCUAAAGGUGAUGAGGGUGCAGCAGGUCGUCUAGGACCCCAAGGUGCCACUGGUGCCAAAGGAGAGAUUGGUGAUCCAGGUAGAAACGGAUUGGAUGGAGAACCGGGUCUACAUGGAGAAAAGGGAGAACCUGGACUACCUGGGGCUGCUGGACUGAGAGGCGUUGUGGGAAUCCCAGGUUUACCAGGAAAGCAAGGAACUGUGGGACCUGUGGGUCAAAAGGGUGAGACUGGAGCUGAAGGUCCUGGAGGUCGAACUGGUCCUCCUGGCAAACAAGGAGAACCGGGAGCUCCUGGAGCCGACGGGAUCCCUGGAGUUAAAGGAGCCACUGGUGAACCAGGAAAGCUGGGUCCGAUCGGUCCGACAGGACUUCAGGGAAUCCCAGGUGAGAAAGGAGACCCUGGGGUCAUGGGUCCUCGGGGGAUCAAAGGUCACACAGGUCACAAAGGAGAUCAGGGUGCUCUGGGUCCAGUUGGUCCGAAAGGAAGUGAGGGUGCUCCGGGUAUCCCCGGCAGUACAGGAGGUAAAGGUGACCAGGGUCCUCCAGGCAUUUCUGGAAUCAAGGGGGAUCGAGGAGAGAAAGGACAGAGAGGAGCGACUGGUGCUGAUGGACGUCCAGGACAGCCAGGACACGAGGGACGCGCUGGACCUCAGGGAGCACCAGGCCUGGAGGGGAACAGAGGAAUACCGGGACCACCGGGACCUCGAGGAGUUCCUAGUCCCAAACUAAGCGAUGAGAAGGUUCGUCAGAUUUGCUCUGCCGUGGUUGAAGAACAUCUGGAUGCAUAUAAGCGAGAACUGGCGAAGAAACCUCUGCCCAUCGGUGCCCCUGGUACCCCCGGACCUACAGGUCCUCCUGGACCUCCCGGCCCUCCUGGAGCUGCUGGAGGAGUCGGAGCAAUGGGACCUCCAGGCCCUCAGGGGCCUCCAGGCUUCUACGGCUUACCUGGAAAACAAGGACCUAAAGGUGAUGCUGGACCAAAAGGAGACAAAGGAGAUCAUGGUGUUGGAGUCCAAGGACCUCCUGGAGAGCCAGGUGUUCAAGGACCUCCUGGGAAACCUGGCAUCGGUAACGACGGCCAGAAUGGUGCCCGAGGAGAAGCGGGUACUCCGGGUAUCCCAGGCGUCCCAGGUAGCAGAGGAUCUCCAGGUGCCCCGGGCAUGUGUGACCCCUCAGACUGCUUUAGGCCUCAACCCCUUUAUGUAGUGAAUGGGAAAAAACCCAUCAGCUUUAAGGGCCCAUGAACCUGAGAGAAACCUUCAUCCAUCAUCAUCAUCAUCAUCAUCAUCAAUAACAGCUGAGAGAACUAAUCUGAUAAGCUUGAAGAACAUUAUGAUCCACAUUCCUGACAGCAGCAGCACCAUGGAGACUCUUUGACCAGUUCAAUUCUGUGACUU
This is a messenger RNA of Neoarius graeffei (lesser salmon catfish), 2973 nucleotides long. It is a transcript of the gene col9a1c, whose product is annotated as collagen alpha-3(IX) chain. The transcript has 38 exons. Lineage: Eukaryota; Metazoa; Chordata; Actinopteri; Siluriformes; Ariidae. The coding region runs from base 1 to 2820 and encodes 939 amino acids. The record is from RefSeq and is a predicted model, not a curated record.